GCAGCGUACAUGUUUUCGUCAUCACGCAGAACCGGAGCGCUCGUGUUUUUUGGCAUGAUCGAGCAUAAUAAGUAACAUCCCGAGUUCAGCCGAGUGGCCCUGGAGCGAAGGUAAGUUACAAAUUAUCUUUAGGUGUCAAUUAUAGUGGAAAACAGGCGUAUCAAAGCGUGUCGCUACUGAUCUGAAGUCAGCCGUGAGCUUGAGCUGAAGCAGGACAGUGGUGCGGGAUGCUGCCUGAUAAAGAUGGACUGAAUGGAGGUGGAGGAGUGCAGGACGGUCACCCAGCUGAAGACCCUUCAGUGACUCUGUUCAGAGAAUACCUGCGCCUGAAGACCGUCCAUCCAGAGCCAGACUACGAUGCUGCUCUGAAGUUCCUGGAGCGGAUGGCAGAGGAGCUCGCUUUACCCAUGAAGAAAGUGGAGGUGUGUCCCGGUCGAGUGGUUGCCAUCAUCUCCUGGAUCGGCUCCAGGCCGGAGCUCAAGUCUGUGGUGCUGAACUCACACACUGAUGUGGUUCCUGUGUAUGAGGAGCACUGGAAACAUCAUCCAUUCGCUGCUGUGAAAGAUGCGGACGGCAACAUCUACGCCAGAGGAGCUCAGGACAUGAAAUCCGUCACCAUACAGUACAUUGAAGCCAUUCGCAGACUGAAGGCGGCCGGGAAGAGAUUUUCUCGAACCAUCCACUUAACAUUUGUCCCAGACGAGGAGGUCGGCGGUCACAAAGGAAUGGAGACGUUUGUGAAGCACCCAGAAUUUCAGAAGUUGAACAUGGGUUUUGCUCUUGAUGAAGGAUUGGCAAACCCCACCAAUGCCUACACUGUAUUCUAUGGAGAAAGAAACCCCUGGUGGAUCACCGUUCGCUGUCCUGGAAGUCCAGGUCAUGGUUCCAGGUUUGUGGAAAACACAGCAGCAGAGAAAUUACGGCGAGUUAUAAACUCCUUCCUGGAGUUCAGAGAGAAAGAGAAACAGCGACUGAACACCAGUGAGUGUUUUACUCUGGGAGACGUCACCACUAUUAACAUGACCAUGGUCAAAGGAGGCGUCGCUUAUAAUGUGGUUCCUGCAGAAAUGGACGUCAGCUUUGACUUGAGAAUCCCUCCUACUGUUAACCUGCAGGAGUUUGAGGAAAAGAUUAAAGUCUGGUGUCGAGAAGCCGGUGAAGACGUGACUUAUGACUUUGCACAGAAACACAUGGACCAGAACUUGACCUCCACGGAUGAAAAUGACCCCUGGUGGCAAGCCUUCAGCUCCACAUGUAAAGCAAUGAACAUGACUCUGAAAAAGGAAAUCUUCCCUGCUGCCACGGACAGCCGGUUCAUUCGGGAAGUGGGUCUUCCUGCCAUUGGUUUCUCUCCAAUGAAUCUCACCCCCAUCCUGCUUCACGAUCACAACGAGUACCUGAACGAGCAGGUGUUUCUGCAGGGCAUCCAGGUGUACGAACGCCUCAUUCCUGCUCUCGCCGGUGUGGCUCCGCUGAGCGCAGAGCUGUAGAUUCACUCUGCAUCCGAAAUAGCUCCUCAUACCGUUAAACAGUGCACUAUUUGACAGAGCAGCCAUUUCUUGUGGUGUUUGAAAUCAUAGUGGACACUCUGAAGUGCACUCAAUCAAUCCCACAAUGCAACACAACAACAAGUGUACAUCCCACGUGCACUCAACAGUUAGAAAGUACUCGUAAAUGCCAUGUAAGAGUUCAGCACUCAUGAAUUUCCGCAUCCAACCACAAGAAGGCGUUCACAGCAGAAUCAUAUCAGUGUACACUUCAAAAUAAAAUAUAUAUUUAAUUAAAGUAAUGUACACAUGACAGAAAUCAACGUACUUAGUUUCAUUUCUAGUAGACCACUAAGGGUCAAAUAAUUAUCACAGGGUCUGACCUGAAAUUAAAAAUUGUAUCCAUCUGAGGCGUUUAAAACUAAACGGCAUCCCUUCAGUGCACUCCACAUUGCUCACUCAAUUUCAUUCACUCUUUUGAGUGGACUAUAUUAGUAGACUCAUGUAGGGAAUAGUAAAUGAGGGUAUAGGGGGCGAUUUCAGAUACAGCAUCAGUCUUUCUGUUCAUCUCUCUAAGCUUGCCGACUGAAAUACGGUGCUGAUUUUCACUCAUAUCGAGAAUCGUAUCUGCCAUAACACCAAAGAUUGAGCUGAUCCCAUAUAACCGAGAUCAUCAUUUUGCGUUCGCUUUAACUCAGGAGUCCCUGUCUUUCAAUAAUGUCUUAGAGAUGCUUUGAAGUCUUAUUUGUCUGCUGGCAUUUACAGUUAGAAGCUGCUGUAAACCAUUUUAAUUCAUGAAGUUUGUAAAUUUAACACACCGAAGUAAGGUGGCCUGUGUCUCAUAUGAGAAAUGAAAAUGUUUUCAGAGACUCAAACGGUGUAGCUGUGCUUGCCAUAUAUGCAUUAUAUUUUUAAUACAGAUGAUUUUGAUGCAAAUGUAUGGGUAUAUACUGAAUAUAUGUAUGGGUCAUGUAUAAUAAGACUUAUACUAUACUGUAUUAUACCACACAGUUAGACUGAAUCACACCUCGUGAUUUCAAGAGUUAUGAAUUUUGAAGUUACCUCAAACUGGUGCUACUUUGCCUUCCUGAUUAAAUAAUUAAAAGGGUACCAUAUA
Molecule: messenger RNA, 2604 nt
Organism: Danio rerio (zebrafish)
Lineage: Eukaryota; Metazoa; Chordata; Actinopteri; Cypriniformes; Danionidae
Gene: acy1
Product: aminoacylase 1
Biological process (GO): amino acid metabolic process
Cellular component (GO): cytoplasm
Molecular function (GO): aminoacylase activity; hydrolase activity
Source: RefSeq, marked validated